AUGCCGCCCUCGCUCCUGUCGCUCCCCGACGAGCUUCUCGACCCCGUCGUCGACCAGGCCGCCGGGGAGUACGCGCCGAGGCUGUACAAGGAGCGUCAAGAAACCUGUCGGGCCCUGUCGCUCGUCAACAAGCGCGUCGGCGCUCUCGCGAGCGCCAAGCUCGUCGAGGUCGUACACGCCUUUGCGUUCACGCCGUUCAGCUUUCGGGCCCGGCUCAAGCCUCAGCAGGUCCCUCGGCGCAACCGCGUGAGGACGCUCUGGCUCGACGGCGUCGGCUUGAACGGUUCAGUCGACGGCUUCCUUCCGUUCGCCGCCGUUCGCGACCUGCGGCUCACGGGCUUCCGGGACAUGCGCCUCGAGGACCUCGGCCUACUACCAGAGCUUCGCACGCUCCUCCUCUCGCACGGCAACUUCUCGAGCAACGAGGGCUUGAGCGCGCCCAAGCUCGAGCGGCUCGUCAUGCACUACUGCGUCGACUCGCGACUACGGCGCCAGGCCGAGAGCUUUACCGCCGCAGGCUGCCCCUCGCUCCGCCACCUGUACCUCGGCGUGCCGCACGAUGGGCGACCUUGGCCAUGCUCGCAAGACCUCAUCGACCAGGUCGACACCCUCGGCUCGACCCUCAUGGAUGAAGUUAGCGUCAGGUCGAGCUACAGCGCCCUCGCCAUGUCGGACAUCGCGGUGUCUGACAAGGUGCUCUUCGACCUCGACUUCGAGAAGGGCGUACCAGGCCAGCCCGCGUCUCGAAUCCGGCACGUUCGUGUGCAUGCCGAUGUGUACACACGGCCGACAGACUGGUCCGAUCUCGCCGACGACCUCGUCCACGGUUUCCCCUCGCUCCAGACCCUGUACCUCCCUCUCGCCGUCGACGUCUCGUGCGUCAUGCUCGACCGCAGCCUCCUCGACGCCAUGCGCAGGCUCGUCGCCGGCUGCGAGCGUGCUCGCGUCGUCGUCGUCUACGAGCACGCGAUCGGCGCAGACGGGCCGGGCGAGGACCGAGCGUCGCCGCACUUCGAGGCGCGGUGCAGGCGCAUAAAGGCCGAGCGGUUGGCGGCGCAGGUCGCCGAGGUCACGCACGACGGCGCGAAGACGGCGUGA
This is a messenger RNA of Rhodotorula graminis WP1, 1098 nucleotides long. RefSeq lists its product as uncharacterized. The record is from RefSeq and is a predicted model, not a curated record. NCBI's taxonomy places the organism in Eukaryota, Fungi, Basidiomycota, Microbotryomycetes, Sporidiobolales, Sporidiobolaceae. The transcript is spliced from 2 exons. Bases 1 to 1098 code for a protein of 365 amino acids.